CUAUUCGUUUUUUGUUUAAGAAAGAAAAUACUCACUCACUUGCAAUGUGCUACCGCCCAAAAAAUUCUGCUUAUAGAUCACAUGUAGUGGACUCACUGCUGUCCACAGGUCGAAUAAAGAAAAUAUGUGGACUGCUGCAUCUCUCCUUGCUAUUUCUCUGGCGCGAUAUGAGAUCAUGGAUGGUAUCGGUACAGAAGGCGCGAUAAUGGAUCAUGGAUGGGAUCGGUACAGAAAAAUUGACGUGGCAAACACUGUAAUACUUCCGUGAAUCUGCCGUUUGACAGACGUUGGGCGCAUGACGAGAUGUGCGGUUGUUGAUAAGGAGAGUAGCACGCUCGAGAGCAAACAAAGCUUUCCUCUGUUGAAAACUGUGUUCGGUUUCAUCAGUUUCGCUCCGUUCUGUUCUUCAAAUUCAGCUCCUCGCGUCGCCGGACUACCGGUGAAGCUCUUCGCGUGGGUGCUGGAUGCGCCGGUCGUCGGAGCCGCCGUGCUCCACGUCCUCAAGAGGGAGAAUCUCAUCAAUAAGCACUGCAAUGCGAAGCUGAUCGUGGCCAAUUUGCAGCUCGUCUCCGACGCCGAGAUCCCGGAGCCGCCAUUGUUCGCCCCAGCUCACACCUGCCAAGAUCAGAAGGUUCAGAUCAACCUGAUUGCACGAUCAAUCAGAAGCCCAAGCAAAUAUGGCCAUCGACCAUUGCCACGGUCCUUCACAAAUUAACGAUUUCCGGGUGAUCUAUGGAGAUGAAAAGAGAGGUACCAACAUACAAUACGAAAGAACCUCAGGGUGCGAAGCAUAAAAGAGUCCAGCACCUCUGCACCUUCCAGAAUUUCUUUCUGAGUUCUCUCAUCUCAAAAGAAAAAGAGUUAUUUUUUGAGGAGAUCAGAUCGGAGAGCCCAGAAAGAAAAUAAAAACUCGAAGAGAUCUCCGUAUCUGUUCCCCUCUCUCCCUCCCUCUGCCACCAACCAUCUGCCUUCGCGACGAGGCAACCCGCCGGCCGGAGAGACGAAGAAGGAGAGCGAAGAA
Brachypodium distachyon (stiff brome) is the source of this 1021-nucleotide messenger RNA. RefSeq names its product fatty acid amide hydrolase-like. The transcript has 3 exons. Bases 296 to 715 code for a protein of 139 amino acids. The record is from RefSeq and is a predicted model, not a curated record. Lineage: Eukaryota; Viridiplantae; Streptophyta; Magnoliopsida; Poales; Poaceae.